GGUCGCGGCGGGCGGUCGAUGGCCUGGCGGCGGCAUGAGGCUCCUGUUCCUGGCGGUGCUGCGGCCGUGCACGGGCAACGCGGUCACAGCCCAGCGCGUCCGGGGCCACCUCGAGGCCGCAGGUCACGUGUGCGUCCUGAAAGACGCCCUGGACUACGACAGCGCGUUGGAGGUGGCGGGCCUCGUCCAGGCCGCGGCGGCGGAGGCGGCCCUGGCGCUGCACGCCUACAGGGCAGGCCGGCUCCUGCGAGGUCAUGGGAUCCCUUUCGGAAUCAUCUUCGGGGGAACUGACUUAAAUGAAGACGUUAACCAGGCAGAAAAAAACCACGUGAUGGGAAAGGUCCUUGAAGAAGCCAGGUUUGCUGUCGCGUUCUCGGAGUCCAUGAAGGCAGCAGCAGGCCUGCAGUGGCCGCACGCGAAGGACAAGAUCUACGUCCAGACUCAAGGAAUCAUGACCACACCCAACGCCGCCUUUGCCUGGGACGCCUUUCUCCGGUGUGCAGACAUUAGGCCCAGUGCUCACGACGCGCACGUGUUCCUCCUGAUCUGUGGGCUCAGGCAGGUGAAAGACCCUCUGUAUCUGGUGGAUGCGUUCUCAGAGUGGCACCGGCAAGAGCCGCAUGUCUACCUGGCGAUCGUGGGCCCUGAGGUGGACCCCGUGUUCACAAGGGAAGUGAAGGCCAGGGUGCAGAGCGCCGCGGGGGUGCGCCUGGUCCCAGAGAUGCCGCAGGGGGACCUCCACGCGGCCCUGAAGAGCUGCACAGCCCUGGUCAACAGCUCCGUCUCCGAAGGCAUGUCGGCUGCCAUUCUGGAGGCGAUGGAGCUGGGCGUCCCGGUGCUGGCCAGGAACAUCCCCGGGAACGCCGCCGUGGUCCGGCACGGAGACACGGGACUGCUGUUUUCCGACCCGCAGGAGUUUGUCCAGCUGGCGAGGAGGCUGGUCCGCGACCCCACGCUGGGAAGAGACCUGGGGGCCCACGGCCAGGCGCACGUGAGGACACACCAUUCCUGGCAGGCGGAGAGAGACACCUACCAGCACCUUGUCCAGACGCUGGAGGGGGGUGCGGGUCACCGGGCCUGCUGACCAGUGCCCCCAGCACGCGCCUGACAGGCUCGGGCCACGCCCCUGACGCCCAGGCAACGAGAGGCCGG
Pteronotus mesoamericanus is the source of this 1152-nucleotide messenger RNA. It is a transcript of the gene GLT1D1, whose product is annotated as glycosyltransferase 1 domain containing 1. NCBI's taxonomy places the organism in Eukaryota, Metazoa, Chordata, Mammalia, Chiroptera, Mormoopidae. The transcript has 12 exons. Gene Ontology annotation, molecular function: glycosyltransferase activity. The record is from RefSeq and is a predicted model, not a curated record. Bases 35 to 1084 code for a protein of 349 amino acids.